Messenger RNA from Cloeon dipterum, 3759 nucleotides. RefSeq names its product cell surface glycoprotein 1-like. Bases 508 to 2886 code for a protein of 792 amino acids. The transcript is spliced from 9 exons. The record is from RefSeq and is a predicted model, not a curated record. NCBI's taxonomy places the organism in Eukaryota, Metazoa, Arthropoda, Insecta, Ephemeroptera, Baetidae.
AUCGUGGCCGCGCGCCGCAGCAACAACAUCUUCCGCCGAAUCUGCCUUGCAUAACCCCCCAACAUUCUGGCUGUGAACGAAAAUCUGAACAGAUAAUCACGAGAGAAUCUUUUAUUCCCUUAAGACUGCACUGGCAGAUUUCCAAUCUUGCGCCGCUUCAGAAACUGACCGGCUACCUGCAUUCAAAAGCACGAGAGCUCCGAUAAUGUCGCUGUCUGAGGAGGCGCGUCGUUGGUGCUGCUUGGGCCGGUGGUGAGCGAGCGGGCUGGCUGGCGGGAGGACUUAGGACUUAUUGAGGAGGCCCGCCGAGCGAGCAGACCGUCAGCAGAGCAGAGCAGAAGCAGCUCACCGGCCGCCGGCAUACAAACACACAGCAGAAGCAGCAGUGCGCCCGUCACGCAGCUUGCCGAUGAGGAGCGGCUGAGAGGAGCCCCGCCGGGUCACACUCGCCCCGCCGUGUUGCCCCUCGAGCAGAAGGAAAAGCCAGGAGUUGAGCGGACGCCCGACAUGGGCAAGAAAACCAAGAGGAAGACACGAUGGCGUUCUCUUCCGAUCGAUGCCUCCUCUCAAAACGAAGAAGAUGGAGAUGAGAUUGAAGAAAACGGCGGCUCCGAGUCGCCGGCGCAGCACAAUGGCUACCGCAAGUACCGGCCGAACGGUUACUCAAAGUACCACGGCGGCCACCAUUACAACCGAUACUCAGCCUCGCAGCCGGCUUCGCAGCAAGGCUCCGAGAAAAAACUGUUCAAUGAAGACGAGUACACAAAAAUCACGACUCCGCGCCAGGACGUGCUGUUCAAGAAGGGCUACCUGGGACGGCGCCGCGCCACCCCCUUAGUGAGCAGCAGCAACGGCGUCGACGACAAUGCCGCCAACGACAAUGGAGAGUGCCCUGACAACCAGAGCGAAGCGAGUUCAGAGACGGUGACCUCGCAGGAGCAGCAGCCCCAACUGGUCUACACGAAUGGAUACAUCGAUCCUCAAGGAGGACCAGUUUUCUACCUCAAUGGAGCGUACGAAGUGUACGACCCUUACACGGGCGCGUACACGUCGUUCAUGGUGCCGGCCGGCUUCCCCCCGCAGGGUGGGGGCGUACUGACUGCCGUGCCAUGCCAGCCGCUGCCCCUGCAGCCGCUCGAGUGGUUUAGCCCCCGCGCCACCCCCGACGGCUGGUGCUUCGUGCCACCCCAGUGCCAACAAGCCCCCAUUCCCAAUGGAUCACUCGCUCCCAGGAAGAAGAGGUACUCCACAGACUCUCAGAAUUGCAGUCCAAACAGUUCCGAGUCAACGGGCCCACCUGGCAGUCCUCAGCACGAGGAGGAAGAAGAGGAAGAGGAGGAGUUGGACGGAAUCGACCCUUCCGCUUAUCAGCAGCCCCCACCCUACGUUUACCCUGGUUACAUGUUUGGAGCCGCAGUCUACAAUGUUAAUGGGGCGACUGUCCAGCCUUUGCCGCCAGCGAGCAACGGCACUGGUGGCAGUACCAACGGCUCGGUGGCCUGCACCAACGGCCACAGCAGCGAGGCUGGUCAAACCCAGACAAACGGCCACCAUCCGGCGGUCAACGGCCACGGAAAUCAGGUGGCCGAGCAGCCGGUAAACAACCUUUCUACUGCCACAUCACAGUCGAGCAAAAAGCGCAAGAAGAAGAGGAGGAGGAAGCGCAGGACCCGCGGCGAAAAAGCGGGUACUGACGAAGGGUCUGAAGAGACCAGCUCCGAAGAGGGUGCAGAUGAGAAGGAGCACAACAAAGAAGCCACAAACGGGCCAAAAGAGCCCGACAAAAUGAGCUCGUCGAGCCCUGGUCUCGGCGGCCCAUCAGAGAGCUGCAGCGAGUUGUCGCCGGCGUCGUCAGCACUGACGUCGUCACACAACUCGCAGGACGAGAUGUCCACCGAGCCAAAGCCCGCAAGGGUGGAGGCGGAGCCGCAGAACACCGUGGUGGUGAAGCAGGAGGAGGAGACGACUGUGGAUGAUGGCGAGGAGGAGGCCGUGGUGACGGCCGCCAUGGUCAUCACGCCACGCAGCCAGGCUGAAACCAUCCAGCAGCUGAUCAAGGAGGCGGUCGAGGAGCCGGUGCUGGAGGCCGUGGUGGCCCCCGAGCCCGUCGUCUGCGAGAAGAAACCAGGCAAGAUUGCGAGGAAGGGGUCCCGCAAGGCGAGGGCGCCGCCGGCGCCCUCCCCCACGCCGAAUAAGGCGUCUUCCGAAGAAAGUCUGAGCGAGGUGGGCAGCCCGAGCCCGGUGCCGCCCCCGCGGCGCCGGCCCAAGUCACGCCAGCACCGGCCGCCCACGCCGCUGCCCCUCAGUGGCGACGAGGACUCGGUGGCCGCCGACCUCUCCGAGCAGAUCGUGUGCGAGGCCGUGGCCGUCGUGGACGCUACCCCUGCCGAGAUUUCGGAGCCUGAAACUGCCGUGGAGCCCUCGAAGCGGCCCAUCACGGAGGCCGUGACUGAGUGGCUGCACGCGACUAACCCCCCGCUGUCUUUGGACAGCGAUAUCGAGGAGGAGGACGACCUAGGAGACUCGGAUGCCGGUUCAAAAAACGCGCUAGGCAACCCUUUGCCUGCUCCAUCCAGUAGCGUGCCGGAUGGAACAGCAGGUACAAGGGUUGCAAGCCUCGGAAUUGCCGGACCGGACAGCUGCAGUUGCUCCGAUCCCGAGUGGGACGCCUCGUGGGAUGGUGGAGGAGGAGGCGGCGGCGGCACAGCAGGAGGGGGAGGGACGGGGGUGGUGCGUCUCACGGGUGAGGGGUGGCUAGAUGUGCACCAGCUGACCGACUCGGGCAUCGAGUCGGGCGACGAGCCGCCUCCGGCUAAGUUCGUGCGCCACCUGCCCGACCAGGAGCCGCUGCCAUGCGCUGGUGCCGUCUGCUGCAGCAUCCAGUGACCCCACAGCGCCCCCAUCCCCCUGAACGACGACAUAGAGACUAACUGCUGCUGUGAUAGGCCCGAAGAAGACACACUCUCACACAUACACGACGACGAAGGAAGAUCGGCGACGCAAGUCUUCCUUAUCCAGCGCUUGGUUGAUUGAUUCAUAUUAUUGUUCUUGUUGUGGUGGCCUUAGCGAAAUAAUGUAUGCAUGCAUAUUUCUCAUACACACACACACACACACACAUACACGGCUCAAGCGUAUUUAUUAUAACGAGAGACACACACAUACACACACUUACACGAGAUGAACUGACGCUGCAGAUUAUCUGUAUAUUUGCAUUUUUGACCGGAAAUUGUGUGUCCGGCUGCGAAUUUGCUUGUGAGUUACUAACAAUUCGGCCACUUUGAUUAGUUACAAGUUUGGUUUGGAUUCUGCAGUUCUGGCCGUAGGAUAUUUGCAAAACUGUUAUGAACACAUAUCUUUUGGCAACGUUGUUGUUCUUUUGAAGGACUCUCUCUGCUGGCUCAAACGAUCGAAUCGGAUGGUUUAAGUGCUGGCCAAAACUGCAGCUGAUCCGUCGGCUUAGCUGCUGAAUCACUGCCUCUAACUCACCCCACGGCAGACACACACACGCGAUUUUGUUUGUUCGCAAAAGGAGGAAUUGGCUUUAACCCCUCACCGACCAACCGUCCAAUAAAUGACGCGUUUCGGGGCCCAGAGCGGCGCCCACGAUCGAAUCCGAUCAGAGCCGUUGAGCUCGAACCAUUUAACUUUUCACGAAGAUGGGAAACAUUAUGCUUAUUAAUUAUUGUCUCUUACUAUAUACUUUUUGUGCUCUGUUGACCACUGUUGCACUCAAUUAAAGGUUUUUGUGCUGUUGAUUUC